AUGAGUUCGUCUUCGUUACCAGAUUUGCCAAAUUACGUUUUUCACAUUCAAUGUUUAAUUCCACCGAGUUUAUCUCGAUCAUCAUCAGUGUUCAUGAAAUCUUCCAAUAGCAAUUCCGCAAUGACAACAUCGACUAAACCUCCGCUCGCGAACUCCUACGGAAUAUCUCCAUUGAAAUCGUCAACACCACAAACGACAUGCAAUAUCUGCAAACGUCUUUUAUAUUCGUUUGAAGAAAUUCUUAUCUGUCGGGCAUGCGAUGGAUCAUAUCACUGGCGAUGUGUUAAACCCGAAAUGACUACUCAUUAUGGUGAAAAUGCUCCUUUUGUCUGCGACAAAUGUGACGAUAAUCUGGUGGGAACAUCAACAAAUUCACUUUCUCGACAGGCCAACGGUGGAAUCAAAAUCAAAUCGCUGAAUUCCUCCGAAGCAGAUUACCGUGAAUUCGCUAACGUUCCGUCGAAAUUAAACGCAACGCCAACACGAGAUACAGCGGUCGUCAACGCUGUACGAUAUUUCGAAGAAAAACAGCAACAACAAUCGCCACAAAAACUGCCCAGAUCGAACGAAAUCGAUGGACAAUAUUCAACACAAGCAAAUGGCCAUUUUACGGAUGAUAGUAAGUCAAUUCAACGUAUUCAACAACAAAGAAAUCUACAUCCGGACAACGAAAAUACAUCUUUAGGCAUGUUUCAAGCUAAUUAUCAAUACACUCCACUCAAAGAAUAUGCCGCGAUGAAAAAUGGACGUUCACCAAACGAUGUCAACAACAACGGUUAUCAAACAUCCUCACCAAGCAACGGUGACCGACAGUUUACCUCCCAAUAUAACAAUGGCUUACGUUACACGAGUCAUACUUAUGACUCGAGCAAAACUCAACAUGUUGAGUCGCCAAUACAUAUGCCGCCACAUUUUACAACAACGACGAAUUUUAAUGUCAAUGAGAAAUCGUCUCAUGCUACAACGUAUUUAUCAGCGCAUCGUGAAAAUGAAUCGUCGACGUACAGACCGAUUUCAUCCCAGUUGCAUACAGAUCAUCAUUCGACUGUUGAAAGUGACUCGGGCAUUGUCAUGACGAAUUCGAAUCAUUUAUCAACGGAUGAAAAUCAAAUCAUCGAAAAGAAAUUAACAACACUUGUUCAACGAAUUGGCCGACAAUUAGAAACAGAUGCUCAGAAAUUAAGUGAUAAAUUAGAAACGAAACUGAAAAAUCUGGAAAAUAUGAUUCAUCAGCAAACUUAUGUUAUUCGGCAACAAGAUGAAGUCAUCGAACGAUUAAAGACUAAAAUCUCGAAAAUUGAAACCGAACGUGAUCACUUUCGAGAUCGAUUGUCGUACCAUGAACAAAGCAAACUCGAUGAGAAGAAAUAUCUUACAACAGAUACAGAAGAAUCAAUUGAUCGAAAAACGCUCGAACUCGAUGACCAACAGCAAACGUUGAACGACAUAUCAGGAAACAGAAAAUUUUCGACGACAUCAUCAGUUACUACUGAUAAUAGCAAACGAUCAAGUAAAAAGACUCCCGCGCCACGAGUCGAUCAAUAUACACCACCUGCUACCUACGAACACGAUCCAACUGUAUCAAAACUGAUUAAAACGGUCCCCACAAAUCAAGAACGUCCUGUAUCAGAUGUAUCACCGCCAACAAUAGCCACACAAUUAGCCACAUCCGUACCGUUAGUAGAACGACCGGCUGCAUCAAGUCGUCUUGAUAAUAUCAUUCAUCAAUCAAAUACUGUCAAGUCAACUGAUCCAUUAUCCUAUUAUAACGUAGCUGAACUUCGUCACGCUGAUCCGCGGGUAACUGGGAGAGAAAUUUCCAUCGAUCAAGUUAUGAUGAGUGUACAUGGUGAAAAUGAUGAUGGUGAUGCGGAAAGUAAACCAAAACAAGCCUCGACUGGUCAAUUACGCCGGUCGUCUUCAUCGUCAUCAUCAUUCUCGUCUGAGCCAUUACCGAAAGACACUGAUGCGAAAAAUGCAAAAUCAACAAAUGAUAUUGGUUUAUCUGUGCGAAAUACUGAUUUACAUCGUAGUUUGCAAGUCAUUCCACGUAAAACCUCGCAAACCGAACAAGUACUUAAUCCAUCGAAUAAAACAGCGUCAUUAGAAAUCGGCUCAAAAUUAACACGAUACGAUGAUGCACCGUCAAUUUAUAUCACGCCACAUGAAGCAGCGCAUCCAGCUUCUCAAUAUCAAGACGCAACGAAAGGAUGGCUUCGAAAGCAGAAUCGCGAAUCAUUUUUCAAACGAGUUGAACGUUACUAUUGUGUUCUAUCAAAGAAUAUACUUUUAAUGCAUAAGAACGAAAAUGAUAGAAUACCGCAUAAAGCAAUUAAUCUGAAAGGAGCAAAAGUUCUUCAGUAUGAUGAUACAAAACAUGGACCAUCAUUGGAACUAACUUGGUCGACUCGUCGGAAUAAUGCCAAGCAUUACAAUCUGUAUGCUCAGAAUGCUCAAGAAACUGAACAAUGGGCAGUGGCCAUUCAAGGUGCUAUCAACAAUUUGAACGAUCAAAACAAAUGGCAACGAUACCAUAUCAAUACAUAA
Molecule: messenger RNA, 2547 nt
Organism: Adineta ricciae
Lineage: Eukaryota; Metazoa; Rotifera; Eurotatoria; Adinetida; Adinetidae
Source: the annotation of a GenBank genome assembly